Messenger RNA from Cheilinus undulatus (humphead wrasse), 1996 nucleotides. RefSeq names its product RNA binding motif protein 45 (gene rbm45). The transcript has 11 exons. Gene Ontology annotation, molecular function: RNA binding. NCBI's taxonomy places the organism in Eukaryota, Metazoa, Chordata, Actinopteri, Labriformes, Labridae. The record is from RefSeq and is a predicted model, not a curated record. Bases 34 to 1455 code for a protein of 473 amino acids.
GCACCAUUCAGUUUACCGACGACUCUACUAAAGAUGGACGAGUAUCCCUCCAAGCAAGCGACCGAAAACCUCGACGAUCCCCCGAAUAGUCGUCUUUUCGCGGUCAUAAGUCGAUCCUUAAGCGAAGAUGAGCUUCGGGAGAGUUUUUCUGUGUUCGGAGAUAUCCAGGGGAUUUGGGUUGUCAAAGACAAACAAACAAAGGAGUCCAAGGGAAUCGCCUAUGUGAAGUUCGCCAAGUCUUCGCAGGCCUGCUUAGCCAUGGAGGAAAUGCAUGGCAAAGUGUUGGUGGACGGGACUAAACCCAUUAAGGUUUUUAUCGCCCAGUCACGUUCUUCCAAUAGACACAGAGAUGUAGAGGAUGAAGAGCUGACCAGGAUCUUUGUCAUGAUCCCCAAGACCUUUUCAGAGGAGGACCUCAAAGAUACUUUCAAAGAAUAUGGGGAUAUUGAGUAUUGUGUGAUCAUCAAGAAUAAGUCCACUGGUGAAAGUAAAGGGCUUGGCUAUGUGAGAUACUAUAAACCUUCCCAAGCUGCCCUGGCUAUAGAGAACUGUGACAAAACUUACAGGGCCAUCCUGGCUGAACCUCGCAAUAAGGCUUCAGCAUCAGAAGAAUACAGCGGGGGGCCGUCCAGAGGUGACUACAUGGGCGGGAAUGAACCAAUGAACCAGUAUGCCUUCCCAAUGGCUGAACCUGGAAACUAUCAGGUGAUGGACUACCGCUCUGGUGAUUUCACACGAUGCCUCAUGGUAGCAACACGGGCUGCACUCAGCCAGGAGCAGAUUUUUGCUCUGUUUGACCUCAUUCCUGGCAUGGAAUACUGUGAGCUGCAGAGAGACGCUUAUGGAAUGAGUAAAGGUCAUGCUUUGAUUCGCUAUAGUAACUUGGGAUCAGCUGUUUAUGCAAAGGAAAAGCUGAAUGGAUUUGAAUAUCCUCCCGGAAACAGGCUGGCAGUAAACUUUGUUGAUGAUGGAGAGGACCGUGGCAGUCCUGUUGGUCGGAUGGCCAUGCAGUUGGUUGCAGCCCAGAUGAUGUCAGCAGUGUGGAGUGGACCGUCCACCAGCCAAGUGAUGAAACCUCCUGUGAGUACCAACAGGCAAUGUCAGGGCUUCUCUCCUAUGUCCAGCAUGUCCCGGAUUCAGGCAGACGUCAGCCUGCCCUCUAUGAAGAAGCUUGCUCCACCUGACAGCAAAACAAAGGAACGCUUGUUUGUUGUGUUCAGUCCAUCCCCGCUACCACUGGAUGUGUUGGAGGAUGUUUUCUGUCGCUUUGGUUCACUCAUUGAGGUCCAUUUGGUGCCUGGGAGGAAAGUUGGAUACAUGAGAUAUGCAGACAAACAGUGUGCAGACGAGGCCAUGGCGGUACUCCACGGUCGGAUUGUGAACGGAGUGAAGAUGAAGGUCAUGCUGGCUGAUCCACCCAGAGAGGAAUCCCAUAAACGGCCCCGUACUACCUAGGACUUAUGAGACGAUACAAGGGCGACUGUUGUCAUGACACAAUGACACCUGACCUGACAGACCGACCAACAGACAUCAAGACCUUCUUGCGACCCCUGACACGACCUUUGACACCUGUCUGACCGAACCCUCUGGUCAGUGACCUUGCUGUGACUCACUGAUGUACAGUAUCUCAUACAAUGGAGUUUAAGUUGUUUACAGCAGCAGCAAUGUCCGUUUUUUUAGUUCAUGCUACGUUUCAAGCUUUUGUGCAUAUUAGGGGAACACCAAUCCAUCCUUGACACUGCUGGACUAACUAAUGGAAAACCAAAGCAGUCUACAGGAAAGAUAUGUAGGUUUAAUUUGAAGAGUCUUGGUUGAAGGUGUCGGCAGUAUUUUCCUUAAAACUGUAGAGAUAAACAGUUAAAAAGUUGGAUCUCGACAAUUUAUUUUUUUCAGAUCUGUCCUUUGUUUUCUGUAUGUUGUCCCAUAUUGAUCAGAUUCAAAUGUGUCAGUAAACUUGUUUUUGUCUUGGUGAAAAUAAAGAUCAGUUUUACCACCA